Molecule: messenger RNA, 3191 nt
Organism: Rhododendron vialii
Lineage: Eukaryota; Viridiplantae; Streptophyta; Magnoliopsida; Ericales; Ericaceae
Product: receptor-like kinase TMK4
Exons: 2
Coding region: 129-2933 (934 amino acids)
Biological process (GO): protein phosphorylation
Molecular function (GO): protein binding; ATP binding; protein kinase activity
Source: RefSeq, a predicted model, not a curated record
GGAAAGCGGAACACAUCCAAACACUCUCUCCUCUCUCUCUCUCUCUCUCUCUCUCUCUCUCUCUCUCUCUCGUACAAAUUCCUAUUCCGUCUCCUUCCCACCACCACCUCCCAAAAAAACCCCAAACAAUGCUACCCCCCAACACCCUCCUCUCUCUCUCCUCCAUCCUCCUCCUGCUCUCCCUCCUCCUUCCCCUCUCCUCCUCCGCCUCCUCCCCCGACGCCGCCACCAUGACCGCCCUCCUCUCCCUCCUCUCCCCCGCCCCCUCCGGCUGGACAGGCACCAACCCCUGCACCUGGACCGGCGUCUCCUGCGACUCCUCGGCCCGGGUCACCUCCAUCAACCUCGCCUCCAAAUCCAUCUCCGGCUCCCUCCCCUCCACCCUCAACCAGCUCUCGCACCUCACCUCCCUCUCUCUCCAGAACAACCUCCUCUCCGGCCCCCUCCCUUCUCUCUCCAACCUCACCUCCCUCCAGCAAGUCUUCCUCGACAACAACAACUUCACCUCCGUCCCGCCCGACUUCCUCGCCGGCCUCACCAGCCUCCAAACCAUCAGCCUCAGCCAGAACGCCGGCCUCUCCCCCUGGACGAUUCCCGACGAGUUGACCCAAUCCAGCAGCUUGACAACUCUGUCCGCGAGCAGCGCCGGCAUCGUGGGGUCCGUUCCAGACUUCUUCUCUUCUUUCCCCAAUUUGCAGAACCUAAGGCUGUCUUACAACAACCUCACCGGGUCCCUGCCGCCGUCUUUCGGCGGCUCCGGUAUCAUAAACCUAUGGCUCAACAAUCAGCUCGUUGGGUUAUCUGGAACAAUUGAUGUAUUGAGCUCGAUGACCCAGUUGUACCAGGUCUGGAUCCACCAGAACUCGUUCACGGGUUCGAUUCCGGAUCUGUCGGGAUGCACUGAUUUGUUUGAUUUGCAACUGAGGGGCAAUCAGCUUACCGGAAUCGUGCCGGCCUCUUUGAUGGGUCUUCCUAAAUUGGCCAACGUCUCGUUGCAGAACAACGAAUUGCAGGGUCCUAUGCCUGUGUUCGGCAGCGGGGUCACCGUUACUCUGGGGGGUACUAAUAGCUUCUGCAGGACUACUCCUGGGCCUUGUGAUCCCCAAGUGACUGCGCUUAUUUCGGUUGCGGGUGCACUCGGGUAUCCAAUCACUCUGGCCGAGUCUUGGCAAGGGAACGACGCUUGUACUAGUUGGAGUUUUGUUAGUUGCGAUUCGACUGGCGCGAAUGUGACGGUUGUGAAUUUGGGGAAGCAGCAUUUCUCGGGUACUAUUUCGCCCGCAUUCGCGAAUCUCACCUCGUUGCGAAGCUUGUUUUUGAAUGACAAUAACCUGACUGGUUCUAUUCCGGAGAUUUUGACUAGUUUGUCUCAGCUUCAAGUUCUCGACGUGUCGAAUAAUAAUCUGAGUGGCCCGAUACCGGUUUUUGGGUCUUCGGUGAAGUUUACUACCACUGGUAAUCUUUUCCUUGGGACCAACGUUACCACUGGAGCACCACCGGGUGGAGGCACGAACUCAACCCCGACCGGUGGAAGUCCGGCGGGAACGUCGAAUGGGUCUUCUGUUUCAGCAGGUAUUAUUGCUGGUGUUGUGAUUUCUGUUGUGGUUUUUGUUGGUGUUGUUCUGUUCGUUUCUUACAAGUGUUAUGCCAAGAAGCGACACCAGAGGCUAGUGAGGGUUGUGGGGUCUGAGAAAGGUUCAGAAAUUGCUAAUAAGAGUGCAGAAAUGGCUAAUAAGAGUGCUGUAGCCAGUGGUGCAAAUUGGCACGGUGGUGCCCAAAGUGAAUUACAGAGUCAUAGUAGUAGUGAUCGUAGAGAUAUGCCUGUUUAUGAAGGUGGUAAUGUGUCGAUUUCGAUCCAAAUGCUUCGAGAAGUGACAAACAAUUUCAAUGAAGCAAAUAUAUUGGGUAGAGGAGGUUUUGGAAUUGUUUACAAAGGGGAAUUACACGAUGGGACUAAGAUUGCUGUGAAGAGGAUGGAAUCCGGGGCAAUGGGUACAAAGGGAAUGAAUGAAUUCCAAGCAGAAAUUGCGGUUUUAACAAAAGUUAGGCAUAGGCAUUUGGUUGCCCUUUUAGGUUACUGUAUCAAUGGGAAUGAGAGGCUUUUGGUAUAUGAGUACAUGCCACAGGGGACUUUAUCACAGCAUUUGUUCGAGUGGCGGGAACUUGGGAACUCUCCUUUUACUUGGAAGCAGAGGGUGACAAUUGCAUUGGAUGUGGCUAGAGGGAUUGAGUAUCUGCACAGCUUAGCGCAGCAGAGUUUCAUUCAUAGAGAUUUGAAACCUUCCAAUAUACUUCUUGGGGACGACAUGAGAGCUAAGGUUGCGGAUUUUGGUUUAGUCAAAAAUGCACCUGAUGGGAAGUAUUCUCUGGAGACACGAUUGGCUGGAACUUUCGGUUAUCUUGCUCCUGAGUAUGCUGCUACGGGAAGAGUGACUACAAAAGUGGACGUUUACGCCUUUGGAGUCGUUCUGAUGGAGAUAAUCACCGGAAGAAAAUCACUAGACGAGUCAAUGCCAGAGGAGAGGUGUCACUUGGUCACUUGGUUCCGCAGGGUCCUAAUCAACAAGGACAACCUUCAAAAGGCCAUCGAUCAAACCCUAGACCCCGAUGAAGACACUUACGAGAGCAUAUCUAAAGUCGCUGAGCUGGCAGGCCACUGUACAGCUCGCGAGCCUUUUCAAAGACCCGAUAUGGGCCAUGCCGUUAAUGUCUUGGGCCCUCUUGUGGAGGAGUGGAAACCUUCUGGCAAGGAAGAGGAAGAAGAUUCCGGUAUUGACUUCCACAUGAGUCUUCCUCAGGCCCUUCAAAGAUGGCAAGCAAAUGAAGGCACUUCAUCAAUGUUUAGUGAUUCUUCAUACAGCCAAACACAAUCAAGCAUCCCGUCGAAACCUUUCGGGUUUGCAGACUCGUUUGAUUCAACCGACUGUCGAUAGACGAAAAAUCAAAGAUCAAAUGGGUUUGAAAAAAAGGAGAUGACAGUGCUGCAACCGUGUGAAAGGAAAAGAGAUGACAGAAAAUCAUGUAUGUAUUCUUUUUGUAAUGCUACUCUUAUUAUCUUUUGUUGUUUACUUUUGAGGGGUUAGAAUUAGCACAGCGUAAAUGAACAAAUAAAAGAACAAAGAGUUAACCAAUUGUAUCGAAUUCAUUGACAUUUUGACAAUGGUAUACCUAUUUUUGAGGGUUCUUGGUUA